This is a messenger RNA of Kalmanozyma brasiliensis GHG001, 351 nucleotides long. Its product is annotated as Transcription initiation factor IIA, gamma subunit, N-terminal. Gene Ontology annotation, biological process: RNA polymerase II preinitiation complex assembly; transcription initiation at RNA polymerase II promoter. Gene Ontology annotation, molecular function: TBP-class protein binding; RNA polymerase II general transcription initiation factor activity. Lineage: Eukaryota; Fungi; Basidiomycota; Ustilaginomycetes; Ustilaginales. The record is from RefSeq and is a predicted model, not a curated record. Gene Ontology annotation, cellular component: transcription factor TFIIA complex. Bases 1 to 351 code for a protein of 116 amino acids. The transcript has 3 exons.
AUGGCGUCGACGAGCAACUCCAAGCAGCUCUACUAUGAGCUGUAUCGCCGGUCGAGCAUCGGCAUGCAGCUCACCGAUGCGCUCGACGAACUCAUCCAGUCAGGUCACAUCAACCCCGUCCUCGCCAUGCGCGUGCUCAACGAGUUCGACAAGGCCAUCGCUACCAACCUGGGCAAGAAUGUUAAGGCUAAGAGCCAGCUCAAGGGCCACCUAAAAGACUACCGUCUCUGCGAAGAGGUCUGGACAUUCCGCGUGCGCAAUGCGACACUCAAGCUCGACAAUGCCGACAUCCUCGACGUCGACAAGGUCAAGAUCGUCGCUUGCAAGAUGGCCGAUAGCACGUCCAAGUGA